AUGCGGGGCGGGCGUUGGAACCGUGUUUAGUGCGCGGGCCGAGGUCAUGGCUGGGGGCGGGGGGCGGGAGGCGGAGUCCGAAGGUUCGGGGUCGCGACGCUCGGGGCUGCCCCCUGGCUAUGCCGAGGCUGCUGCGUACCGGCAAUUGGGGGGACCCUCGGCCACUGGCGCAGUGGUUGGGGCCCGGAGAGUGGGGGUGCCCCUUGGGCUGGAAAUCUGGGGUCACGCGCCGCGUGGCGUCACCACUCCUCGCACGCUCUGUGCGCCUUGGGGUCCUUGCACGAUGGCGUCACAGAUGGGCGACCGGCUGCCUUGGCUACAGGCCCUUUGUAUCCCGGUAGAGGCGUUCGGUGGGCACAGGUGCGUCCGAAGAAGAGUGGGCAUGGGCCGCGCAGCCGCCGGCUCCUCGGGUCGCUGCAGGCAGCGGUGCCGGUUGCCGGGCAGGCGGCGGCAGCGCCGCCGAACCCCAGGGCGGCGAAAGGCUCCAGCGUACGGGCGCAGGAGGGCGCGCCCCCGGCGGAGGAAGCCCUGUCCCGAGAGUCUGGGGCAGGUACAGCGCGGGGCCUCGGGCAGUGGUUGCCGGUGCGCUCUGGGCCCCUACAACGGCUGGCGGCGUCCCCGGCAUACUGGGGCACUUGUCGGCGGCGACUCCACCUGCUGGGGCACCUAGAGGGGUCCCCAGCCCUCCCCGGGUCUCCGUGUCUCAGGUUAAAUGUUUCCCGCUGCACAGGGUGCGUGCACCUUUGAGGAGGAACCCUGACUUUUUCCUUGCCUCAGGUUCCUGUCAUUCUCGGCAGGGAUCAGCUUGGGAUCCCCUCCUUCCUGGGGACCACAGGUUGGACGAAUGGUCAGGGGCCUCCUCGCCCCACCAGCCGCUCAGCGCACCCUUGCC
This is a messenger RNA of Hipposideros armiger (great roundleaf bat), 892 nucleotides long. RefSeq lists its product as uncharacterized. The transcript has a single exon. The record is from RefSeq and is a predicted model, not a curated record. Lineage: Eukaryota; Metazoa; Chordata; Mammalia; Chiroptera; Hipposideridae. The coding region runs from base 47 to 670 and encodes 207 amino acids.